AUGUCGUGUGGGUUCAACUCGUCGGGUAUAAAGAACCUAAAAAUCAUAAUCAUCGGCGCCACUGGCUCUAUCGGCUCUGUCGUCCUUGAAGCCUUCCUCAAGGAGCCUUCCUUCACCAUUAGCGCUCUCCAACGCGCCUCAUCCAAGUCUAAACUCAGCUCAGAUGUCAAUGUGAUCUCCAUUGAUGAGUCGUACCCAUUAAACGCUCUUGUCUCGGCAUUCAGCGGUCAGGACGUUGUGGUCAACUGCAUGACAUCGUCGGCCGUGGGUGACCAGAAACGCUUUAUUGACGCCGCCGUUGAGGCCAAUGUCAAGCGUUAUGUUGCUUCUGAGUUCGGUUUAAAUAAUAACCGCCCUGAUGCCCGAGCUCUCAAUUCUGUUUUCCGCGAAAAAGGCGAGAUCCAGGACUAUCUCCGCUCCAAGGUCGAUGCCGGCCUCGAGUGGAUGUCUAUUGCCUGCGGAAUGUGGCUCAAAUGGAGCACCACGCACGAUUUCCUCGGCAUGCACGUCAAAGAAAGACGUAUGGUCAUUUGGGACGAGGGCAAUGGUUAUAUCAGCACCUCAACUCAGGAUAACACCGUCCUGGCUAUUAUUAAGGCAUUGACCGAAAAAUGGGAGGAGACCAAGAACAGGAUCGUCUUCUUGAGCGAGUACGCCAUCACACAGAACGAACUACUCGCCUUUCUUGAGCGCUUCAGUGGUGAGAAGUUCACUGUUGAGCGCAUCAACUCAGAAGAAUUCAUUAAACAAAAGAAGGCUGCAGUCGAGGCUGGCGAUCCAUAUGCUGUGUACGAUCUCAUUGAUGUUGGCUUCGCAAGUGGUCGCUUCGGUGGCCAUUUAGAAAAGGAGGGCAAGAUUGAUAAUGAUCUUCUCGGAUUACCCAAGAGAUCUCUUGAGGACAUUAUGCGAGAGGCCUAUGAAGCAGUCAAUUAA
This is a messenger RNA of Talaromyces stipitatus ATCC 10500, 933 nucleotides long. RefSeq lists its product as uncharacterized. The coding region runs from base 1 to 933 and encodes 310 amino acids. Lineage: Eukaryota; Fungi; Ascomycota; Eurotiomycetes; Eurotiales; Trichocomaceae. The record is from RefSeq and is a predicted model, not a curated record. The transcript is spliced from 2 exons. Gene Ontology annotation, molecular function: oxidoreductase activity.